Neopelma chrysocephalum (saffron-crested tyrant-manakin) is the source of this 864-nucleotide messenger RNA. It is a transcript of the gene SMIM8, whose product is annotated as small integral membrane protein 8. NCBI's taxonomy places the organism in Eukaryota, Metazoa, Chordata, Aves, Passeriformes, Pipridae. The coding region runs from base 142 to 420 and encodes 92 amino acids. The transcript is spliced from 4 exons. The record is from RefSeq and is a predicted model, not a curated record.
CCUGAGGCGGCGGGGACGGCGGGAGUCCUGCGUGUCCCGGGAGUCUUCAGUUUGAACCCAAGGCGUCUUGGACCUGCCCAAUGUGUGCAAAAGUGAGACCUGAGUCCUGGGGCUGCUGGGAAGUAUUCAAUAUUAAGUAACAUGUCUUCCACCAGACCUUCCAAUGAAAAUGAAACACCCAAAGAGAGAAAACCAGGACUGAGGAGUGUCCAGACAACUAUGCUCUUCCGAGCUGUGAACCCAGAGCUUUUCAUUAAACCUAACAAACCUAUGAUGGCAUUUGGACUGAUAACAAUUAGCCUCUGUGUGGCCUACCUUGGUUAUUUGCACGCAACAGCAGAGAAUAAAAAAGAUCUCUAUGAAGCAAUCGACAGUGAAGGGUCCAGGUAUAUGAGAAGGAAAACUUCCAAGUGGGACUGAGAAUGUAAGAAAGGAAAUCAGCAAAUGAGUCACAGAACUUUUCAAGGCUGUAUUUUUUUCUCUUUCCAUUGCAUAAUGGGUAAAUGUCUCUUGCUAUUUAAUCCAAUUCAAGUUCCUUUAUAAAAUGCUGGCCCUGUACAAAUAAAUUGCAAUAAAGAUACAUGCAAAUGUAAAAGUGAUUUUAAGAAUUGCUGUCUGCAAUCUCCACAGCAUGUCAGAAGACGUGAAAUUAGCUCAGACCUGCAGUCAGGACUGGUGAAUGCCUUAGAAAUCAACAUGGUAGUUAAGCUUACUUCUCUCUUUACUUUGAUUAAGUGAAAUCAGGGGUUUGUCUUUUAUUUUUAAAACACAAGGCAUAAUGUAUUGUCUGCGAAAUUAAAAAUUUGAUCUCUUGAUCAGUUGAAAGAUGAUAACAGUGGUGCAAAUAAAAUAAUUUUAAGGCAA